UUUUUCCCGCAUACAUUUCUGCCGUUUUAGGGCCAUUUGGCCAUACCUUUACUCAUAAUUGACCAAGCCCACUGUUUAUUCAAUAGCCCGUUUGUGCCCUAACACGUUCUGCUCACGCAUCUAAAUACCAGAUGCAAUCCAGCAAACAUUUUCUCAACCAAAAGAGUUGCAGCCAAUAGUCUUAUUUAACCGGGGGCAAAUGGAAGAAGAAUCCGUCCACCUGCUUGCAUUAACUAGUUGCUUCCCUAGAAAUGCAAAGGGCCUGACUGCUCCUUCAUUCCUCUUGGAUCUUCGCUUUCUCCAAUCGAUGUUGCGCUCAAACUCAAAAUAUUUAUCUGCUGUUUGGGGUGGUCGUCCUGUUAUCUAGAGCCUAAACUCCGGCGGUUGUUUCCGAAAUCAUAAAGAAAACACUCCAGACCGAAGAGCGAGCUGCAAAGCGACGGACUAGAACCCUUUGGAAAAACGGACCACACAGGAGAUGCUUAAAAAAUGGAUUUUUGGGGGAAGGCCUGGCAAACUGAAGUUGUCUUGGAAUAAGAAGAUCCCAUAAGCAUGGCAAAGACCAAAGAACCAUGAAUAGAUCUCCAAGGGAACAUGUACAUACAAGCCUUUGUGACUAUUUUCUUCAAUUAACUCCUGCCACAGGAAUAUGUCCUUCUUGCAAAUCUAAGAAUAAUAAAAAUUCCAUUGGAAAAGUGUUAGUAACAGGGAACAAGAUGGAUAAUCUAAUAAAUGAAACAAAUGAAGUAACAGCCACCACUGAAUACGAUUAUAGCAAUGCAGUAACACCAUGCCAUGCACAGGCUGCUGAAAUGUUUGAUUCCAGUGUCCUACCAAUUCUUUAUUCUUUGGUAUUCAUCUUUGGUUUUUUGGGUAACAUGCUAGUUGUACUAAUUCUAAUCAAAUAUAAGAAAUUCAAGAGUAUGACUGAUAUAUACCUAUUAAAUUUAGCCAUCUCUGAUUUGCUUUUCAUUUUCUCAAUCCCAGUUCGGAUUUAUUCUAAGGUAGAUGAGUGGGUAUUUGGAGAUGCAAUGUGCAAAAUUAAUUCUGGAAUCUAUUUUUUAAGCUUCUACAGUGGAAGCUUUUUCAUAAUCCUCUUGACUAUUGAUCGGUAUUUAGCAAUAGUCUAUGCGGUGUUUGCAUUAAAAGCCAGAACAGUAUUCUAUGGCAUCAUCACAAGCAUUAUCACCUGGGGCCUGGCAAUUCUAGCCUCUACACCAGGAAUAGUCUUUUAUGGGGUACAAGAAGAAGAUGAAAAGAAAAGGUGCUUUUUUAAUUUUCCUCCUGAAACUUACAACAGAUGGAACGUGUUCUUUACACUGGAACUGAACUUCUUAGGCUUGAUUUUUCCAAUGAUCGUUAUGAUUUUCUGCUAUGCAUGCAUCAUAAACACUUUGCUGAGAUGCAGAAAUGACAAGAAGAACAAAGCAGUCAAACUUAUUUUUAUCAUAAUGAUUGUUUAUUUCCUUUUCUGGGCCCCAUACAAUAUUGUUCUUCUACUCCAGAUGUUCCAAAAUGAGUUAUCCCUUGAUGGCUGCCCCAAGUUAAGUAGUAUCAAUAUAGCAAUUCAAGUGACCGAAACACUUGCAAUAGCUCAUGGCUGUAUCAAUCCUGUGAUCUAUGCUUUUGCUGGUGAGAAAUUUAGAAAAUACACUAUUACCUUUUUCCGAAAACAUGGUGGUCACCAUCUCUCAAAAUACUGUGUCUUUCUCUAUCGAGAACCUCUGGAACGGGCCAGUUCCACAUACUCUCAUUCUACUGGAGAGCAAGACAUAUCAGCAAUCCUUUAAAGCGUUUUCUUUAGGAAAAAACGGGAGCGAUUUUUAUUUCUGCAUUUUUAUGGAUCUCUGCAAUACAGGUAGUCCUCAACUUAGGACCAGAACUGAGCCCAAAAUUUCUAUUGCUGAGUGAGACAUUUGUUAAGUGUUUUGCCCCAUUCAACAAACUUCCUUGCCACAGUUAAGUAAAUCACUGCAGUUGUUAAGUUAGUAACACAGUUGUUAAGUGCAUCUGGCUUUCUCAUUGAUUUUGCUUGCAAAAGGGGAUAACCCCAGGACAUGCAAUUAUCAUAAACAUGUGUCAGUUGCCAGUUGACCGUGAGGAUGCUACAAUGGUCAUAAGUGUGAAAAAGUCAUGUCACUUUUUUCAGUACCAUUGUAACUUUGAAUGGUCACUAAAUGAACUGUUGUAAGUCAAGGACUACCUGUAUUGGAUUUAAGCAACCCUUCUGAAAGAGUCAAUAUAAGGCAUAAUGAAAAGCCUGGAUAAAGAUUUGUCUUGCUACGUUAAUUCACAAACCAUGCCAUAUAUCAAUGUUCAUAUAAUUUCAGUGGAAUAAUUAAAAAUUUAAUAAGGCAUUUUGCAAUAAGGGAAAGAGCCUUUCUUGGGCAAAGCAUAUUGUAGUUGAUUGCAUUUGAGAUAACUUUCAAGCAUAUUUUGCAGCAGGACAUAUGUUUACUAAUUCUAAUGCAAUAUGAAUGACUAUAUAGAUUAGUUCAAUGACAUUUAACAUGCUUCAGUUCCUUGUAAAAGCAAGAACUUCCUCUUCUCUAAGUUUAUCUUGGCUGCAAUUCUGUCCAUACUUUUCUGAUGGGGAAAGAGCUUCAAGUUAGAAAUUCAAUUAUACAAGGUGGUUUUGUGUUGAUUUUAAAUCAUUAAAUAUUGCUUGCUCAAA
This is a messenger RNA of Crotalus tigris (Tiger rattlesnake), 2674 nucleotides long. Its product is annotated as C-C chemokine receptor type 5-like. Lineage: Eukaryota; Metazoa; Chordata; Lepidosauria; Squamata; Viperidae. Gene Ontology annotation, biological process: G protein-coupled receptor signaling pathway; chemotaxis; positive regulation of monocyte chemotaxis. The record is from RefSeq and is a predicted model, not a curated record. Gene Ontology annotation, molecular function: C-C chemokine receptor activity. The coding region runs from base 573 to 1790 and encodes 405 amino acids. The transcript has 4 exons. Gene Ontology annotation, cellular component: membrane; cytoplasm.